AGUUCGCUGAAGCUGUGAAAGGGAAAAGGGAUCCGGUCGCCUUUUCUCUUUAAAAUACUGCGUGGGCUGCAGUAACUAACCGCACAGAUGCAACAAUGUCUCUUUCACGCGUGGGGAUCCACUGCCAGAGAGAAAGAAUUUCGAUUCCGCCGCAUGUUUUAAAGCACAGUCGUUAUGUCACUGUAUUUGGAAUCCAGUAUCAUCUCUAUAUCCAAUACCAUUACAGGGAGUCAGAAGAAUGGGUGGAGAUAGAACAUGGCAUCGAGUGCAGGGAUUGUUCUGUUCAAUGUUGUAAUAGUGGAAGAGGAGAAGAUGGGCCAUAAAGUGAAGCAGGGUAUUGUGGGUACUAUGGCUACGGCAUCGCAGCCCCCCUACAACUAAUUGAUUCACCAAUGGAGUACAAGAUGGACCACGAGAGGCGAGGCUUGGCAUUAAUCUUCAACCAGGAAGUCUUUCCGGAUAGAUCUUUACAGGAACGCUGUGGCACAAAUAAAGACAGAGACAACCUCACGGAAAGAUUUCAAGCCUUAGGGUUUGAAGUAAACACUUACAAUGACAAAACUAAGAAGGAGGUGCUAACAGAAUUAUGUAAAGCUGCUGCAGCCAACCAUGCAGAUGCUGACUGCUUUGUCUGCAUUUUCUUGACUCAUGGCAAAGAAAGGAAAAUUUCCGCCUGCGAUGAUGACAUUGAUAUUAAGGAUAUAACAGAUCUGUUCAGAGGAGAUCAGUGCAAGAGCCUUGUUGGGAAGCCCAAGAUUUUCAUCUUCCAGGCAUGCGCUGGUGAGAAAUAUGAAGAUGCUGUGACCGGCAUGAUGGCAGGGGACAGUGAUGAUGAGGAAGAGGUAGAGGAAGCAGCUAACAUCUACACUGUCCCAGCAGGGGCAGAUUUCCUCAUGUGUUACUCUGUAGCAGAGGGAUUCCAUCAUGAAGAGUCUAGAACGUUCUACAUUCGGGAUUUAUGUGAAACACUGCAAGAGCAUGGCUCAACUAUGGAGUUCACCGAGCUCCUGACACUGGUCAACCUGAAGGUCUCCAGACGUCAAGUCACCUAUAAAGGUGAAAUAAAAAAACAGAUGCCCUGCUUCACCUCUUUGCUGACUAAAAGACUCUACUUUACAUGCAAGAAAUAGUAAAGCACCUACUCCCAGCGCAUUACUCAAUAAACAUUUUUGACUUUUUUUUUUAAUCAACAUUAACUAUGAUGUUUCCAAGUUAAAUACUUUUCAGCAGGCAUGUGUACGGUAUGAGCAAAAGUGUCUGAUUUUUCUUUAAAUGUGACUCAGUACCUUGUAUUAGUGUUACAAUACAAUACAACAUAAUUACUAUUAUAUCUGUUUUCUUUAACCUGUUGUUACAUAUGAUUCAUACUAUCACACUAUUACAGUGUAUAUGGUAAUGCGCUUAGAAUCUCUAUGACCAGUUCCAGUGUUGUACCAGUGCAUUGUGGAUGAAUAAAAACAGUCGCAAUCUC
Messenger RNA from Neoarius graeffei (lesser salmon catfish), 1471 nucleotides. RefSeq names its product caspase-6-like. Lineage: Eukaryota; Metazoa; Chordata; Actinopteri; Siluriformes; Ariidae. Gene Ontology annotation, biological process: proteolysis; apoptotic process. Gene Ontology annotation, cellular component: cytoplasm. The coding region runs from base 393 to 1130 and encodes 245 amino acids. The transcript is spliced from 7 exons. The record is from RefSeq and is a predicted model, not a curated record.